Miscanthus lutarioriparius is the source of this 282-nucleotide messenger RNA. NCBI's taxonomy places the organism in Eukaryota, Viridiplantae, Streptophyta, Magnoliopsida, Poales, Poaceae. The record is from the annotation of a GenBank genome assembly.
AUGGCGCCGCCGCCGGGUGCAGGGGAGGAACCGCCGCCACCUCUGGGUGGGAAGCCACCGUCGGGAGGGGGAAGGGCCGCCGUGGCCACCUUCAGGACAGGGAAGGGCCGCCGCGACCGCUGUUGGGGUGGGGCCGUGGGGAAGGGUCGCCGUCGAGGUGGAGCCGCCUGCCGCCACCACUCCCUGUGCGUGAUCCAGAUGGGGAUGAGGAGGGAGAUCCGGGCCAUUGGAGGCCACUGGACGUCGCCGCCACCAUGGGAGGCUGGAUCCGCUAGUCAGUGA